This is a messenger RNA of Paramecium sonneborni, 294 nucleotides long. Lineage: Eukaryota; Ciliophora; Oligohymenophorea; Peniculida; Parameciidae. The record is from the annotation of a GenBank genome assembly.
AUGUUAUUUUAUAUUAUUAAAUUAGAUUUGCCAUUUGAAGAUGAUAAUAUUGCAAUUCUUCUAGACAAUAUAAUAACAGCAUAAUAUUUUCCAUUUCCAAAAUACUUCUCUACAGAACUAAAAGAUUUACUUUCAAAAUUACUCACUACACAUCUAAAUAAAAGAAUAACUAUUGACAAUAUUAUUUAGCAUUCAUGGUUUUAAACUGGUAUCUCUACAGAAGAAUAAUAAUGGUUUUUACAAGAUGAUUUUCCUAUUUAACCAUAACAAUUUUCUCAUCAUUUAUUGACCUGA